This is a messenger RNA of Ilex paraguariensis (yerba mate), 1566 nucleotides long. NCBI's taxonomy places the organism in Eukaryota, Viridiplantae, Streptophyta, Magnoliopsida, Aquifoliales, Aquifoliaceae. The record is from the annotation of a GenBank genome assembly.
AUGCCACGUGUGUUGUCAAUAGAGAGAUCCAUUUGGCAAAAAAAAAAUCAGAAUACAAAUCCUAGUUCGUUGAGGUCGUCGUUAACCGUUCAUUCCCGAACACAAACAGCUCAGUCAAGCUCAAGCCCACACCAGAGCUCCCUCACUCUUCUUCCGCAUUCCACAAUGGCCACCAUCGAGCUCGCAAAUCUAGGGCUUCGAUUUAGACCAUUCUCUACCUCCAAUCCAAGAACGACUCGUUCUCCUUUGCGAUUCUCGACUCCCUUUGGUCGCAAGAUUCGCAUUCAUAGGCCCCUUUCGUGUUCGCUGGUCGGACAACAGCAACAAGUUGAUGCUUUGUUUACUGAAGAGGAAAGUUCGUUGAUUCGAGCUCUCAUUGGGAUUCAAGGACGUGGUCGUUCUGCUUCUCCUCAGCAACUACAAGAUGUAGAGCGUGCUGUGGAAGCUCUAGAGGGUUUGGAAGGCAUUCCUGACCCAACAGGCUCCAGUUUGAUUGAAGGUCGCUGGCAGUUAAUGUUCACAACUAGACCAGGAACUGCAUCCCCAAUUCAGAGAACAUUUGUCGGGGUUGACUUCUUCAGUGUAUUUCAAGAGGUAUAUCUUCGUACCAAUGAUCCUCGUGUUUCCAACAUCGUAAAAUUCUCUGAUGCAAUAGGUGAGCUGAAAGUAGAGAGAACAUUUGUCGGGGUUGACUUCUUCAGUGUAUUUCAAGAGGUAUAUCUUCGUACCAAUGAUCCUCGUGUUUCCAACAUCGUAAAAUUCUCUGAUGCAAUAGGUGAGCUGAAAGUAGAGUUGCGAACUUGUGAUGUGUUGGUAGUGGGCUUUUCCCAAUUUGCCUUCUUGGGCCCAGUUACUGUUAGAGAUGUGGCAGAAGCAUCAAUUAAAGAUGGAAAACGAAUCCUUUUCCGCUUUGAUAGAGCAGCCUUUUCUUUCAAAUUUUUGCCCUUCAAGGUGCCAUAUCCAGUACCUUUUAGACUUCUUGGAGAUGAAGCAAAAGGUUGGUUAGACACUUCAUAUUUGUCCCAAUCUGGAAAUCUGCGUAUCUCAAGAGGAAAUAAGGGCACCACAUUUGUGUUGCAAAAGAAACCUGAACCAAGGCAGAGGUUGCUUUCAGCCAUUUCCAUGGGUACAGAUGUCAGAGAGGCAAUUGAUGUGUUUCUCUCCUUAAAUCAGAAUGUAGCUAAAGGAGAACUGGAACUUUUCAAGGGAGAAUGGCAAAUGAUAUGGAGCUCACAGAUGGAGACUGAUAGCUGGAUAGAGAAUGCAGCCAAUGGUCUAAUGGGCAUGCAGAUUGUCAAACCAAACGGACAAUUGAAGUUCCUGGUAGACAUAUUGCUUGGUUUUAAAUUCUCCAUGACUGGUACAUUCAAAAAAUCUGGUACCAACGUUUAUGAUGUGACAAUGAACGAUGCAGCCAUUGUAGUCGGCUCGUUUGGACUUCCAAUGGAGAUGGAAAGCAAGUUCAACUUGGAGUUGUUAUAUACGGAUGACAAGAUCAGGAUUACCCGGGGUUACAACAAAAUUAUUUUUGUGCACUUACGUGUGGAUGGAUCGCAGCAUAAAUGA